This is a messenger RNA of Saccostrea echinata, 1301 nucleotides long. RefSeq names its product mechanosensory protein 2-like. Gene Ontology annotation, cellular component: plasma membrane. Bases 95 to 895 code for a protein of 266 amino acids. The transcript is spliced from 8 exons. NCBI's taxonomy places the organism in Eukaryota, Metazoa, Mollusca, Bivalvia, Ostreida, Ostreidae. The record is from RefSeq and is a predicted model, not a curated record.
CGUGAUAAAAAUACCCGGAUACUUCUGUGUAUUGAAAGAUUGAUCAAUACUUGUACAUAACAAAUAUCAAACGCAGCAAAGAGGAGACACAACAAUGGGACAAGGAGAAGUGGAACGUGAUGGGGACAUUGGGUGUUGCGGGUACUGUCUGAUGUUUCUAUCCUUUGUCCUGGUUGUCUUAUUCUUCCCAUUCUCCCUGUGUAUAGCAAUCAAGGUGGUCCAAGAAUAUGAAAGGGCUGUAAUUUUUCGCCUGGGUCGUGUUGUCGGAGGAGCCAAAGGACCUGGGCUGUUUUUCUUGUGGCCUUGUGUUGAUGAAAUGCAGAAAGUGGACCUCCGAGUUUUGUCUUACGAUGUUCCACCACAAGAAAUUUUGACGCGGGAUUCUGUGACGGUGGCAGUGGAUGCUGUCGUUUAUUACCGUAUCUUUGACCCAAUCAUGUCGGUCUGUAAUGUCAACGAUGCCUUCAGAUCCACUCAGCUGUUGGCCUCUACCACUCUCAGAAAUGUCCUGGGUACCAAAGCUAUGUCUGAGGUGUUGUCUGAACGAGAAAGUAUUUCACAUGAGAUGCAGCAAAUUUUGGAUACCUCUACUGACCCAUGGGGAAUGAAAGUGGAGAGAGUAGAAAUUAAGGAUGUCCGUCUCCCGAUUCAGUUACAGAGAGCUAUGGCAGCUGAAGCUGAAGCAGCCCGAGAAGCCAGGGCUAAGGUGGUAGCAGCAGAAGGAGAACAGAAGGCCUCCCGGGCUCUGAAGGAAGCAGCUGAUGUCAUCACGGAAUCCCCUGCCGCCCUCCAACUCCGAUACCUCCAGACUCUCAACUCCAUAUCUGCUGAAAAGAACUCGACCAUCAUUUUCCCACUUCCCAUCAACAUGUUGUCAGCUUUCAGCAAGAAGUAAAUUACUUUCGAGACAAAAAUCUGAGGACAAAUUUUGUACGGAAAUCCGUUAUUUUGUGUAUUGAAUGUGACCUUACUUAACUCUUGUGAUAUAUUGUACAUGUACAUUGUGUACUUUUGUAUACUGUCAGCUUUUACCACAUACAACUGGCUUUAUAAAUAAGGGAUUAAAAAAUGCUAUCACUUUAAAAACAAGAAGUUUGAUUGUUGAAUAUUCACAUCAAGUUUUAUUAUUAUGACUUUUACCGACCAGUUGAUUUUCAUAAUCUAUCUUGUAGAAUGUUUGUAAAUAUGUUAUUGUACUUCAAUGAUAUUAUAUUUAAAUUUUCACAUUUCAAAAAUGUGUUUCAUUUAGACUGUCAUGGUUUUAAUGGUAUUGUACUUUUUAAUAAAGGUAUUUAAACUUA